UUCCCAUACACACGGCAGUGGUUGUACUAUUCUGGUUUGACGAGGAAUAUUUUGUAUUUAUUAUGGAGUAAUAAAGCAUUCUGAUUAGUAGCUGAACUUCUCACACACAUAGGCAUUUGUAAGAAAGGAAAAGAAAACACAAAUUAAGAAUUGAUGGUAACAUCUGAAUAUCAAGACUUUCAUUUUUAGAUGAGAGGGUCACUUCUUCAAGCGUAUCCAGCCCGAUUGAUCAUGAUGAAGAGCCAACCCCAACUGAUCGUGAAGCUAGGCCAGAGCUCGCGAUGGAAGAAGGGCUCAAUGCAGGACAUGAGAGCAUUGCAAACGAUAUCCAUGCAACUUUCGUCAAAUAUGUGAAGUCUAAUUAUUGGGAUAAAGCGAUCCAGUUUCUUCGCGACCAUCCCCAGGUAGGAAGUGAAAGAAUUUCAAGUGGCGGUACAGCUCUUCGCUACGCAGUCCGGCCGCUUAACAACUGCAGCGUGCGCAAUAUAGAACAGUUGGUGGAGUUAAUGGCAAAGGAAGACUUGGAAAUUCAAGACACAUUCGGUUCCACAGCUCUGAAUCUUGUAAUAACAUUUCGUCAAAACAGGGUUGAAGUAGCCAAACGCAUGGUUGAAAAGAAUGACAAAUUACUUAGUAUUUUACCUGCCGACACGACGCCUCUAGUUGUCUUCGCUCCGAGUUUGUCAAUUGGGGAAAGAAUGGAGCGUUAUCUCUAUUCUGUCACUCCACGCAAAACACUGCACGUUACCGAUGCCUCUCAAUUCAUUUCUCUCGGCUUUCGUUACAAACGAUUUGGUAAGAGAGGGAAUCGACUGAGUUUCAAACAUGACCAAUUAUUAAUGUCGACGCCCUAGCUAUAUCUUCUUUUG
Molecule: messenger RNA, 869 nt
Organism: Malus domestica (apple)
Lineage: Eukaryota; Viridiplantae; Streptophyta; Magnoliopsida; Rosales; Rosaceae
Source: RefSeq, a predicted model, not a curated record